This is a messenger RNA of Lentinula edodes (shiitake mushroom), 1680 nucleotides long. Its product is annotated as tRNA-splicing endonuclease subunit sen54 N-term-domain-containing protein. Lineage: Eukaryota; Fungi; Basidiomycota; Agaricomycetes; Agaricales; Omphalotaceae. Gene Ontology annotation, biological process: tRNA-type intron splice site recognition and cleavage. The record is from RefSeq and is a predicted model, not a curated record. Bases 32 to 1477 code for a protein of 481 amino acids. Gene Ontology annotation, cellular component: tRNA-intron endonuclease complex. The transcript has 6 exons.
CGUUGUUUUGUUGUUUGUUUUGACUUCGACUAUGGACGACAACCUGGAACUACCAAAUAAUGAUGGACCAGAAAUUCGAGUUGGGGAUAACCUAGAAGAGGAAGACCAGUCUUCAGGCGAUGAGGAUGAAGGUCCCGAUUGGACAAAGCUGAUGCCCAAAGCAGCAAGACCGGUCAUACCAAAACGAGGAGACAAAGAGUUCGAACCUUCAAAGCAAGGGGGCUCUGGCCUUCAGCAACAUAUUCUUCAGCGAGCAAGAAACGCAAUGUUUGAAGCUCUUCGCGCUGAUAGAACGAUAUCAAAUAAAUCUAUUAGCUACGGAACGUGGCAUCCAUCAUUGGCUCGAGUUUCAGUAACAAUAUCUCGCGGAAUAUCAAUCGGUACAGUAGGACAUUCUGUUCCACGCGAAACCGCUAUGACAAACGGGACCGUAAAAACUCAAAAACGGAUGGAGCUUCUGCCUGAAGAGGCGAUCUAUCUCAUCGAACGAGGUUCCUUAUUGUGCUGGAAAGAGUCUGCGGUGGAAUAUCCGAACGACGGAACUUUCGAAAGUAUCUCCGGAAGUCCAAUGACGGUUCAGCAGGCAUACACGGAGAUGAUAGGUAAAGAGGAUCUCACUAUGGAUCGUUAUCAGGUCUACGCGUAUCUGAAGCGCUUGGGUUACACUGUGACUCGUACAAAACCUCCUACCGCAUUUUACCCGGUCACCGCUCCGUAUCCACCAUCGUUAUUGACGUUGACAUCCUCCUCGUCAUUUAAAUCAAAAACCUCUGCUCUCUUUUCGUCGUGGAUUUCGACAAUUUUUCGCACACUCUUUCCAGAUUCCUUUGACUGGUGGAGGCCAUUGCGAAUACGUCGGUGGCUUAAAAUGGAUAAGAAUUACAGUUUUAUAUUCCAGUCUCUUCGAUUCAUUCCAUCGGGACACAAGGUUCCGCAAUAUUCACCUACAGAAACUGAAUCCCCUUCCUCGCCAUAUGAACCUUUUUUCAAUCUUUAUAAGCCACCCACUCCGUUCAAAAAAUCAGCACCCCCUCCACCAGAUUACCAAAUGGUUGUAGUCAAUGCUCGAACGACACCAAUGCCUUCUCUUCGUGAGCUCACGGCGAUAUAUAAUAAUGCACCUGAACUCCCUCCCCCACAACGUCGAGUGCAGAAUCCCCCCCAAAUUCAAGGAAUCUCGUACAAAAAUUCGACUGGGACUACCGGCUCAGAUACACCGGCCCAAUCACAAACUCAUAACUCUAAUACUCCCACUUUGAUGUCUAGUUCCUCUAUGAUAUCACUCCUCCCUCAUGGUUUCACUUCUUGGCUCUAUGCAAAACCCACAUCCUCACCCCAAAAGCUUGAACGCAGACCAAAUCCAUUCGCAGUCUUGCGCCAAGGGAAAAAAACUGCCAUUAUUGCCACAGUGGAUGCGGGUACGAUCAAUAUCUUCCGAUUUGCGCAGGGAGCAUUUGAGACUGGCCCUUGGUUCUAAGUGAUAGGGGAUGCAUCUAUUGGUUCUCUCAAUCAAAAUACAUUAUUUGGUAUCGCGCUGCAACUUACCAUUUAUCGAAGGUGUUAUCAUGUAGAAGUCGACGUUUAUGUUGAUCUCUCACCUUUUCCCGCCAAGAGGGGAAGCUAUUUUAGGGAAGACUUUAGGCUAGGGAUUGAGUGUUACAGUUGGCCGUUACAUAAUUA